Talaromyces proteolyticus is the source of this 2571-nucleotide messenger RNA. RefSeq names its product fungal-specific transcription factor domain-containing protein. The record is from RefSeq and is a predicted model, not a curated record. The transcript has 4 exons. NCBI's taxonomy places the organism in Eukaryota, Fungi, Ascomycota, Eurotiomycetes, Eurotiales, Trichocomaceae. Gene Ontology annotation, biological process: regulation of DNA-templated transcription; DNA-templated transcription. Gene Ontology annotation, molecular function: DNA-binding transcription factor activity, RNA polymerase II-specific; DNA binding; zinc ion binding. Bases 1 to 2571 code for a protein of 856 amino acids.
AUGGCAGUCGCAUCAGGGUCUGCGACCGACGGCACACCAGAGCACGACAAUAUAAUCCGAACCCAUCUUCCUUCCUUAUCAACCGAUUCUAUCACUACCACCUCCUUUUCUGUCGCCAAUGACGCAUAUGUCAACAAGGUCGCCAUACCUCGAUGGAUAAGAGGGGAUAAAUCAGUCAACGAGGUCAAUGCAGAGGUUCUCCAACGAAGCUCAAGGGCAUGCGAAUCCUGUAGGCAGCGGAAGGCAAAGUGUACCAAGGACUUACCAAGCUGUCGAGCCUGUAAUGAUCUCCAAGUCUCGUGCUACUACGUGGAUGGAAAGAUUAUGAGGACGAAGAGAGAGCUCGACGAUAUAACCCUCAAGGCUGUAGAGUAUGAAAAGUUGCUUCGCGAUCUCAGCACAAGAGUAGAUGAGAUCGAUGCCAAUCGGAUAAGAACCACUUUGGAGAAAGUACCCAUAUGUAUAUCGUCCGAUGAUGAUCUUCCAGGACCUGCUGCAGUACCGUCCUCGGACGAAACAGGACGCGAUGGGCCUAACAACGAUAUCGAUUAUAACUGGUGUACAGAUUUUGGAUCACUUGGCGCCGUUGACUGUGUAGCUGAAGAUUUUAAUAGAAAUGAAAGGUCUAGGGCAUCCGGAUACAUAGGCAAGGGCUCAGAACUUCACUGGUUACAGCGAUUGAGAAUAGCAUCCGGUGUGACGAGCAUUAGACCGCGAGACUUUGACCAUCCUUUCCACCAUGACUGCGAUAUGGAGCCGAGCUCGACUUACGAGACCCUCGCUGAGUCGUAUGACGGCUUAUCCAUUGUGUCGUUGAACUACCAUCUUGACAAUGUUGGAAUCAAUGUGAACGAGACAAUUGACCCUUAUAGUAUUCCACCAAGGGAAUAUGCUGAUAUGUUGCUGAAAGCUUAUCUAACUUCUGUGCAUCCCUAUUUCCCAAUUCUAGGGAAAAUAACGUUCAUGUCUCAGUAUAGGAGAUUCUACGAUCAAUCUGGGGUCAAACCUAGCGAUAAAUGGCUUGCAAUCCUUAAUAUGGUUUUUGCUAUAUCCGCAAAAUAUUCCUACAUCGCUCGGGUCAACUGGGUCGAUAAUGACAAGGAUCAUCGGGUAUACUUUACUCGUGCAAGAGAACUCAGCAUGAAUGGGAAGACUCUGUUUGAUCACCCAGACUUACAGCAGGUUCAAAUCGAGGGUCUAAUUGCUUUCUAUUUCCUUACAACUGAGCAGAUCAACAGAUCCUGGAGGGUCUCUAGCAUUGCUAUUCGCUCUGCAAUUGGACUGGGAAUCAAUCUGAGCAGCAAAAGCACACUUACUUCUGAUAUCUCCAAGGAGGUGCGAUGCCGCGUAUGGUGGUCGUUGUAUACUCUCGAGCAUGUCCUUUGCACUAUGACCGGGCGGCCUACUUGCAUCAGUGGUGAUGUUUGUCUCGCACCUCUACCACUUCCAUUCGACGAGGAUGAUUUUCAUUUGCCGAACGUCUCUGCGCUGCUUAGUAACCCUGUGUUGCGUCAGCAAUGCAUAACCAGCCUUACGACUGGCUUGUUUAGUUGUAUAAAGCAAUCCGCAAUGUAUUCACCAGCGUCAAUACCUUGUCAGACUGCUAAGGACUACGGGGCACGGUUCGGUUCUAGAAUAUUAGAAUCUAUUACUCCAAAUAGCUCGCUGUGUUUCCUCUACCUGACCAGUUUAACCUCAAUAACUCAAGACAUCAUCAGUCGACUCUAUGUCAGCCAUGCUAGAAAGCCAAAUUUGGAUGAAAAUACUAUCACGAAUGGCGCCGCACAGGUCGAUAUAUGGCUCUCCAAUCUUCCUGGCGAGUUCAAUUUUACUAUUGAACAGACCUCACAGGUAUUCUCAAAACAGAGACUGCAUCUUGCGUGUCAGUUCUAUACCACGAGGAUAUAUCUAAGCUACCCGUGUCUAUUCCUUGCCGACCGAACCAAACAGCAUUCCACGGGAUCAUUCCAUAACAGGAUUGCGAUUUUAUGCGUUGAGUCAGCUCGUCAUGUACUGGAAUUGAUUCUAAAGCAGCCUAACGCCAGUGAGAUUAAUGUGCUCAGUCCAUGGUGGUGUCUUCUGCAUGUAAUGGUACAAGCGACAACAGUUUUGCUCCAGGAACUUUUCUUUCAUGCAGUUCACAUGCCUCAUGAGAUAGCCAAGAUAUUCAAGCUGACGAAGAAAGCAAUCCACUGGCUACUCCGCAUGUCUAAUGAGAGCUCGGCUUGCCACCGAGCCUGGGAAUUAUGUGAUGCAUGCAUGAGACACAUCGCUCCUCACAUUGGAGUGGAAGUCGACUCUCUUCUAGACGUGGCACAGAACUCCCUCACGAAGUCCUCCCUCUCUGGGUUGCAUAAUCGGUCUAGUAUUACGCAGAUGCAGCUUGAUAUUUCAUCUUCUCUGCCUGAUAUGCUCUACCAGCCAUUGCCGGUUCAGCCGCUACAGGAACCAAAUCUUGGAGAUGCGUGGAUUGCACCGGAACCAAUACAACAAGAUGAGGCUUUGGCCUACGAUCUUGCCAGAGAAGAGAUUCCUCCAUAUUUGCCUAAUCCCUAUGAUAUGGAUUUGUGA